GCCACCUAGCGGGGCGGGGAGACGCAUGCGUGCUCCCGGGGGUCCAGUACGACGCACCCUGCCAUAUUGUUUUCACACUCUCCGUCUCCCCGCUCGACUCUCACGCAAAAAUGGGCCGCAAGAAGAAGAAGCAGACUAAACCCUGGUGUUGGUACUGCAACCGGGAAUUUGACGAUGAAAAAAUUUUAAUACAGCAUCAGAAAGCCAAACACUUCAAAUGUCAUAUAUGUCACAAGAAAUUAUACACAGGUCCAGGUUUAUCCAUCCAUUGUAUGCAGGUACACAAGGAAACAAUAGACAAAGUUCCGAAUGCCCUUCCAAAUCGAAACAAUAUAGAAAUAGAAAUAUAUGGAAUGGAGGGUAUACCGGAGGAGGAUCUAAAGGAGCACGAAAGACAACGUGCGGGGAGAAUGGGUCCCGGAGGUCGGCGGCAAGAUGAAGAAGACGACGACGACUCGCAAUCUAGUCUCCCCGGCCAGUCGAAUCCACCGCCCCCAUCCGUGCCUUCUCAGGGACCACCUGGACCCAUGGGUCCCAUGAUGGGUCCAAAUGGACCCAUGAUGCCAAUGAUGGGACACAUGGGGCCAAUGGGGCAUAUGCCUCCUUAUAUGGGUGGACCAGGCAUGAUGGGUGGACCUAUGGGGCAUUUAGGCCCCAUGCCUCCACCUGGUGGCCCUCCUGUCGCCAACCCUCCCAGCACGUCUCAACCACCUAACAAACCACUCUUCCCAUCUGCGGCACAGUUUGCAUUCAAGACUGGCUACGCAACAACACUGUGCAGCUUAUUGCAUAACACAACCACCAGCAGUCAAAUUGGCCCAGUUAAACCGGCAUUUCCAGCAUAUAGUCAAGCUAACGGUCAGUCUGUUCCCAACAACCAGUCUUCAGGUAUUAACAGUGGAUCCCAAGACAAGAUGGAGCCCAAGAAACCUGCACUAAUAACUACGGUGUCUGCCAACUCCCGUAUUAUACACCCAGAGGAGGACAUCUCUCUGGAAGAGAAGCGGGCAGGUAUGCCUCGGUACCAGUUGGCUCCCCGAGCCUCCCCACAAAGGGCCCGGGCUCCUGCCCCGGCUCCACCCCCCCAGCGCGUGGAGUCUCCACCCGUGAGUACUGCACCUUCACGCCUCUCUCAACUUGUGCCUGCCUGCCUGGACCAUUUCUACCCACCGGCGAUGUGUUUAGACACACAGGAGGAGCGUCGAAUGAAGAUGGCGCGUUACAACCAAGUCAGUGCUGCUGCUGCAGCAAUGGCUAUGAGUGGGAUGAUGUCCCAUCAUGCAGGGGUGCGGCCCGCUCACCCUGGUGUGGUGGUCGAGGCCCCCCCUAUGGUAUCAACCAUAGGUCCCACUAUGGUAACCACCAUGUCACCAGCUAUGGUGCCUACUGGGCACAUGGCCAUACCGGUAUCUCUUCCAGCCAUUAUGCGGCCGAACAUGCAACCAAUAAUGACUCAGCCCAUAAUGUCACCUGCAGUUGCUACGAUGCCCACUGGCAUGCCCCCCCUCCCAUUAGGAGGUAUGAGACCACCCCUAGGUCUACCACAAGUGUGUUGGUUAACUAUUUCAGCUCUGCCUGGUCAUGGGCAAAUGGCCCCCGGGUUAGCUGGUCCACCAAUGAUGGGUGCCCCCAUGAUGGGAGGGCCUCAUAUGAUUCCACGCUUCAGGUGACCACCAGGCCUCGGUAUGUAGCCAGCAGGUAGGAAGCAACAGGAUGGGCAGCGGCAGGUCGGCGCUGGUGAGGCAACGUACGCAUGCCUUCAUCAUGACUGGUAGUCAGCCUCCUCACCGACCCUCCCUCGCUCGCUCGCUCGCUAAGCACACUAGCGCAGUCGGUCAGUCACUAAGUUGACCUGUGGGGCAAAACCAACACACACGUGGGACUAUCCAAGAUGAAUCUGCUGUCUCCAUUAUCUGCAUUAUAGGAAAGAAUUCUCAAACACCACUCAUGCAAAAAGAUUUAGCCAUGUCCACUUCUAGGUAAAGUUGAGAUAGGAAUAAUUCCAAUGAAUUAGAGGAUAGGGACACGAAUUUAUAUCCCAUGAGUGAUGUUUUUGUGUGGUAGAGUUUUUUAAUUUAAUCUUAAUAUCAAAAAGCUAACAAACAUGUUGACAAAACAAUGUUGAAAUUGUAGUGGGUCCCUAACACUUGUUGGUUUUCCAUCACAGUUCGGUUAGUCCUGUGUGGACAAGCUAACAUUGCAUCAUUUUGCAGCAAGCAUCUGUUAUCAUCUGUUAUUGACUUCUUUGUCUCAUUUUUUUUUUUUUUAUCAUUGCUCUGAUCAGUGUUGAAAUGUUUAUCCACGAGACUGUCGUUUGUGUGCCGCCCACGUGGAAUUAAGUUUGAGCAAGUGGUGCUUGUAUACUUGCUUCUUGGGACCUACACUUGAUUGUAUGUAUUUAUACUCUGAUCCAGCUCAAGUGGGCAAGAGGUGGCUCUCUCAAGUCCAACAUCUGUGUGUUUCCCCUCAAUGACUUAUUGUAUUCCAAGCCUUAGUAAUCACUAUGAUUAAUUUGCUGGAGAUGAGUCGAUUAGUGCAGAUGUUGCUUGGGGGAGUUUGGUUCUGGCAGUAACUUGGGCUGGGAUGGAGGAUGCAGGCUCGACUGUUCUAUUCUUGGAGCGUUUAAGCACCUGUAUUAUAGUGUUUUUAGGUUUCAUCAUUCUUUUUUGAGUGAUAAUUGUGUAUUUGUGAAUUUUUCUCUUUAAGGUAAGAAACUGUUUAGUUUAUAAGGUAAGAAGCUGUUUAGUUUAGAAAUGGUAGUUCUUCACAAAAGCACUGUUGGAAUUUUAUCCUACCUAUACAGAUGUUAACAGCAGGUUAGUCCAUUUAUAUAAUUUUUUUGCAAGUUGUACAAAUGAAUUUGUAAAUUGUUGAAAGGGAGAUCCCAUUAGCAGCCGUAAGUACUUUUUUGUAUUUAUCAGUCACGUUAUUGCUACCAGGAAUCUAGUGACUUACACUAUCAGCUUUGUUAAAAAUGAUGAUCACCUGUUUAUUAUUGUAUGUUGUGAAAUAAAUACUAAUUAAGUUGUCAA
Messenger RNA from Procambarus clarkii (red swamp crayfish), 3032 nucleotides. RefSeq names its product BUB3-interacting and GLEBS motif-containing protein ZNF207. The record is from RefSeq and is a predicted model, not a curated record. Gene Ontology annotation, molecular function: DNA binding. NCBI's taxonomy places the organism in Eukaryota, Metazoa, Arthropoda, Malacostraca, Decapoda, Cambaridae. Gene Ontology annotation, cellular component: nucleus.